This is a messenger RNA of Rubroshorea leprosula, 1532 nucleotides long. Lineage: Eukaryota; Viridiplantae; Streptophyta; Magnoliopsida; Malvales; Dipterocarpaceae. The record is from the annotation of a GenBank genome assembly.
AAGGAAGCCAACAUUAGGUCUAUCAACUUCUGUUGAUGAUUAUGGUGAUGGAAGAAAUACAGAAGCCUGAGUUUUAUUUCAAAUUCUAGACUACAAUCAAAUCAAACAUUCAUAAACAAAGCGUCUUAUCUCAUCAAAAUCAUCUCUUUUGGUAUUCUUCUUCUGUGUCUCCUUUUCUCUCUGUUGUUUGAGGCAUUUCGUCCAACACAAUGAUCUCAACAUGUUUCUUUGUAUGUUACCUCUAAAAUUAAACAACCCACGAAAUUGAGCCUACAAAUAAAGCUUCCCAUGUAAUCAUAAUCAUCUUUAAUCCUUCGGAAGUUGGUUGAGGCAUUUCGUCGAACACCAUGAUCCCAGCGUGUUUCAGCCAUCCUAACACAGUAUCGAGUGGCUCUCAAGUUCCUCAAAAUCUCAUUACUUGCAUUUACCAAACUCAGCUUCGCAACUCACCAACAUAUCUCACUCUCACAUGGUCGAAAACCCUCUUCUCCCACUCCCUCACCAUCUACGCCGCAGACUGCUUCUCACUCACCAUCUCCCUCCACCCAUCUACUUUCUCCUUCUUCAGAAAUCGCCCUGGCUCCAAAUCCAUUUACAUGACCCACCACCAUUACCAGAAGAUCAAGCUUUACUGGGACUUCACUCGAGCAGAGUUCAACCGCGACUCCGCUGAGCCCGAAUCCUGCUUCUACAUCGCCAUCUCUUGCAAUGCCAAGCUCGAAUUUUUGCUGGGUGAUCUUCACGAUGAGUUGAACCGGCGUUCCGGUUUGGUCACGACCCACCAAAUCCCAGCGGCAUCCCUGCUAUCCCGCAGAGAGCAUGUGUUUGGACAAAAGCGUUUUGUUUCUAGAGCUGAUUUCUUGGGAUCCAAACAUGAGAUAGGCAUAGAAUGUGGCGAAGGUGUCCUUAAGGUGAAAGUGGAUGGCAAAACGAGUCUUCUCGUGAAGAGAUUAGAGUGGAAAUUCAGAGGGAACGAAAGAAUUUAUGUUAAUGGAAUCGAAGUUGAAUUCUUUUGGGAUGUUUUCAAUUGGGUAAAUAAUGAUAAAAAUCUCAGGAAUGAUACUGAUAUACUUGGGAACGGAAAUGGCCAUGGAGUGUUCAUUUUUCAAGUCGGCGAUGGCGGUGUGUGGCCGGAAAUGGUGGGGCCAGAGAAGAGGUUGAUGAGGAAGAGUUUGUCCUCUGUGACCGGCUUAGCUGCAAAGCCAUCGGUGACGUUGUCUUCCUCUCCGUCGUGCUCAAGUGUGCUGCAAUGGGCGGAGGAAAGCAGUGACUGUGGGAGGAGUUCAUGCUCUUCAUCCACUAGGUCAAAUGGGAGUAAUGGAGGCUUCUCUUUGUUGCUAUAUGCAUGGAGGAAGGAUUGAAAAUUUCCUUAAUGCAAAAUUCAUGUUUAUUGUUGAUAAUUUGAUUGUUUUUAUUUGAAUUUUUUUUUUCGUUUUUUGCAAUAAUUUGUCAAAAAUGAUGCUAGGAGUUUAUGAGAUGAAACUCCUUUUCAUUACUUUGAAAACAGAGGAAUAUAAAAACAGAAAGUAUUG